AGUUGGUAAUUUCGUGUGUAUAUAUAUGAUAUGGAGAAAGCAAUAUAUUUGAUACAAUAGUUCGAUGCAUUGUGUUUCUUCAUUUAUGAAAUUAUAAAUAAUUAAAAUAAAAAUAAAAAAUGAUUGUGUGUGUAAAGAUCUUCAUCUCCGAUUAUAUAAUAAAUAAUUGAUAAAAGAACAAAAUCUACCUGGAAUAUUACAUGACAGCAGUCAACAAUAAUUAUAUACAUAAUACAAUCUUCUAACCUUUCAAUUUUUUAAUUGUACUUUGAACUUUUUCAAAUGGAUAUGGAAUCGUGAUUGCAUAACUAAUAUAAUAAUAUUUAUAUUCAAAUCCUAAAAUAUUAUAUUUAUCAAAUAAAAUGGGAAAUAAAUCUAGUCUUCUAUUACGUGAAGAAGAAAUAGCUCAAAUUCAAGAAGCAACAGGAUUUACUCCAAAUCAGAUUGAACGCUUGUAUAGCCGGUUUACUAGUCUGGAUCGUGGAGACUGUGGUACAUUAAGUCGAGAAGAUUUUCUCAGGAUUCCAGAACUUGCAAUAAAUCCACUUGGUGACAGAAUAGUGAAUGCCUUUUUUGAUGAAAGUGGAAAUGAUAGAGUUAAUUUUUUACAAUUCAUGCAAGUACUAGCACAUUUUAGACCGAUAAAAAAAAACAGUCCUAAUAGAUUAAAUUCAAGACAGGAAAAAUUAAAGUUUGCUUUUAAAAUGUAUGACUUGGAUAAUGACGAUUUAAUAUCUAAAGAUGAACUACUGGCUAUUUUGCACAUGAUGGUUGGAGCUAAUAUUAGCGCGGAACAACUCACCAGCAUUGCAGAACGUACGAUUGUUGAAGCUGAUGAAAAUGGAGAUGGUAUGAUUUCUUUGGAAGAAUUUUGCAAGGUACUGGAACGAACAGAUGUUGAACAGAAAAUGUCUAUAAGAUUUCUUAGCUAAAUUUAUUGUAUAUUCUAAAAAUUUAUUAUAGAGGAAUAUUAAUACAUCUAAUAUAAUGUAUAUCCUCUCCGUUUCUUUAAUGAAUAUUACAUCUUUAUCUUUGUGAUUCAUAUGGAUAUUAUAUACUGUUUGUGUUAUCAUACAUAUGUUAUGUAUUACACAUAACACAAUUUGAAGCGUACCAUAACAUAAGAAAGCAAACAAUUGGAUUAAUAUUAACAAAUAUACUAUAUUAUUAUUACACAAUUUCAUAUUUAUAUAAUCAACAAUCACUGAUCUUAAAACCAAAAUGCAGAAAAAUACAUUGUGUGAAUUACUGUAUACAUUUAAGUUUUAAAUAAAUUGCAUGUUUCUUGAAAA
Molecule: messenger RNA, 1292 nt
Organism: Polistes canadensis
Lineage: Eukaryota; Metazoa; Arthropoda; Insecta; Hymenoptera; Vespidae
Gene: elm
Product: calcineurin B homologous protein 1
Exons: 4
Coding region: 363-932 (189 amino acids)
Molecular function (GO): calcium ion binding
Source: RefSeq, a predicted model, not a curated record